AUGACUGAUCCUGCGACUCCCGAUAAAACGAUGCUUGGUGCCGAAGCCGGCCCCUCGUCUUUACAAAUACCGACAGACGAGAGGCAAAGCCCACAAUCGACGUGUGAAAUCAGAAUAAGCACGGAAAGUCAUAGGUCGUUAAAUAAUACUUCUCCCGGUGAUAUGCAUGAUUCAUUGUCGAACCAAAACAGCGCUCCGGCUAUCGAUGUUAGAAGUUCUUUGGAACACCGAACGCAAAAUAUAGACACUGCGCGAGAAUACCUUCCGAUACCGCCUAGUUUUACACCGCGUCGCGAAGCUCCCUCGUUCCAUCAUAACACGCCGCGUUUUAAUAAUAACACCCCAAAUACGCUCGCCGCACACGAGGCUAUGCGAAAAUGGAAUCUAAGAUUUGCAGGAACGCGUAAUGAAGAUUCCGAAGCUUUCUUAACGCGAAUAGAGGAGGGUAGAACUUUGUUUAAUUUACGCGAUAAUGAUAUUCUUAACAGUCUCCCGUUUUUCCUCUCUGGAGUAGCUUUAUACUGGUUCCGAAACAAACGCCCUCAAUGGCACGAUUUCUCCGAUUUUGAACGCGCUUGGCGUUAUAGGUUCGGCGAUCCGAAUUUACAAUUCACAUUGCGUGAAGAGAUCCGUAACCGUACGCAAGGCGAAAACGAGUCAGUCGUUGAUUACCUUACCUAUAUGCGUUCGUAUUUUAAUCGAUUAAAUCCCAGAUUCUCACACGACGAGGAGAUGGAUUAUGCCUAUCGAAACCUGCUACCGCGCUUUCAAGUAUUGAUAAGAAGAAGAGAGCUCGAAGAUCUGGAUGAUUUAGAGGAUAUCGCCCGACAAUUAGAGACGAGUUUUGCGGCUAGUAACAGAUAUCACGUACCACCGACUCCCGAAAACUCACUGCUACCGGAACUAGCAUAUCGCGGAGCACGCGCUAACUCCCGUCAAUCGCGAUUCGCGUUAGCCAACUUACAUCUAGAGAACGAACCAAACGAUGAUGUUAAUGCUGCGUAUAGAACACCUAUUCGAGAAAAUCGAUCAAACCCGAACAUCAAUAGAAGACCCCCGGAUCCUAGACCUGACCCGCGUUAUAACCCACGACCACCUAGGAAUAAUACCGGCCACCGGAAUCAUUACCGUCAAAAUGAAAAUCCGAAUAACGUUAACUCGCCUGCAACUUCUACCGCUCCAUCUACCGGUUCCAAUCCAUUUCUACCGUCUACCGAACAAAUAACUGCACGCACAAGCUCCAGUGUUGUGUGUUACAAUUGCCAGCAACCUGGUCAUCAUCAGAGACAGUGCACCGCGCCGCGCACAAAAUUCUGCUUCACGUGCGGAUUGACAGGACAUACUCGAGCCACAUGUCCCCGACCUUGUUCUUUAGCUACCGAAAUUAAUAAUACUACCGAAAUUAAUAACACUACCGAAAUUAUUGAUGCUACCGAAAUUGAUAAUACUACCGAAGUUAUUGAUGCUACCGAAAUUAUUAAUACUACCGACAUUAUUAACACUACUACCGGUCCACCUAUUGAACAAACUGACUUCUGCAGUCCAGUCUACCCGCUUCACGGGAAACCACUGUUAUUUCUGAUUCUCAAAAUAUGCGAUUUACGUGUAACGGCCUUGUUUGAUUGCGGUUCAUCACGAACCUUUGUAAAUUUAAAAACUUCGGCAUUGAUCGAAUCGAGAGGUUUUCUAAUUCAAAAAUCUCAUAGCGGAGCAGUCGUAACGGCCGCUGGCCGAAAGGCUGACGUCACGGGUGAAAUAAUCGUGCCGAUAGAAUUGGAAGGAACUACCCGCGAUAUUCACGUUCGCGUUAUACCUUCCCUUAGCUUUGAUUGCAUAAUAGGUCUAGAUUUCAUUCACACAUUUGAUAUAAUAGUAGAUUUCACAGAACCUAACUGGUCAUUCAAGUAUAAUUCUCCCGUAACUUAUAAAUUUCAAACACACUCCCGAUUUACUCCCGAUACCCAAUGUAACGGAAUUGUAGCUCUGAACGACGAGCAGACCGUCAAAUUACGGAAUUUAUUAAAAACAGAGAUAGCUCCAGCGUCCGAUAAAAUAGGUGCGACUAAUUUGGCCACCCACCACAUAGACGUAGGUGACCAUCCCGCGAUUAGGCAACGAGCGUAUCGAGUAUCGCCAAAAAUACAAGAAGCUAUCGAUGAGGAGGUUGAUAAAAUGCUCGCUAACGGAAUUAUCGAACCCUCGCAUAGCGAAUGGGCAAGUCCGAUUGUAAUGGUUAAAAAACCAAAUGGCUCCUACCGUUUUUGUAUUGACUUCCGGCAGGUAAAUCAGACAUCCAAAAAGGACGCGUAUCCGCUACCGCGAAUGGACAGCAUUCUGGACAAACUCCGAUCCGCCCGGUAUAUUUCGACUAUCGACCUAAGUCAGGCAUAUUUUCAAAUCCCUCUAACUCAAGCGAGUCGCGAGGUAACUGCUUUCAUCGUUCCCGGUAAAGGACUUUUUCACUUUACGCGAAUGCCGUACGGAUUAACCGGAGCACCGGCUACGUUCCAACGGUUGUUAGAUCGCUUAAUUGGACCAGACAUGGACCCAUACGCUUUCGCCUAUCUGGACGACAUUAUCAUCGCCACAAAAACAUUUGACGAACAUCUCGAGUGGUUACGAUGCGUUUUACGAACUAUCCGACACGCGAACCUCACGGUCAACCCUGAUAAAUGUGAAUUUUGUUGCUCUGAAGUUAAAUAUCUCGGCUUUCUAGUUAACGAAUAUGGGUUACAAAUAGAUCCAGACAAGAUAGCUCCCGUUGUAAAUUAUCCGGUUCCACAUACGGUAAAACAACUACGUCGAUUUUUAGGAAUGGCUUCUUGGUACCGAAGGUUUAUUCCAAAUCUUGCCUCGAUAACCGAACCACUGACGCGGCUUUUGCGAAAAACCCAAUUAUGGACUUGGGCUGAAUCGCAAUCUCUCGCUUUUGAAGAAAUUAAAGAUCGAUUAACUACCGCUCCGACGCUAUCGUGCCCCGAUUUUAAUAAACCUUUCGUCGUACAAACUGACGCUAGUAAUUGCGGACUAGGCGCCGUUCUAACUCAAACCGACCAUAACAGCCUCCAAUGGCUUCCCAAACGAAAGAAUCCUACCGGUCGAUUAGCUAGAUGGUCACUUGAAUUGCUUGGCUAUGAUUUCACUACCGUAUACCGUAAAGGCGCCUUGAAUCACAUGCCGGACGCACUCUCCCGAAUCCCGGAACCUGAUGUUGCUUUAAAUUCAUUUUCUACCGCCGAUGAAGCUACCGCCACUAUCGUACCAGAUCAACUAACCUGGUAUGACCGCCGGAAACGCGACGUCGAAAACACUCCCGGAAAGUUCCCGGAUUGGAAAACAGAAACCGGUAACCUAUACGUUCGACGCACGGACCCUUUAAUCGGUACGUUAGUACAAGAUUUAAACGCCUGGAAAUUAGUCAUACCCGAAGAGCAACGCGAAACCGUUUUACAAGGAGCUCACGAUGACCCUCAAUCCGGUCAUCCGGGAAUAGAGAAAACCUACCGCCGUUUAGCUACGCGUUAUUACUGGUGCCAAAAUUUAAUGGACCCUAUCGAAUCUCCCGUUUUCUCUCUCCGGUGGUGGUUGAACUACAACAAGUAG
Molecule: messenger RNA, 3603 nt
Organism: Neodiprion virginianus
Lineage: Eukaryota; Metazoa; Arthropoda; Insecta; Hymenoptera; Diprionidae
Exons: 2
Coding region: 1-3603 (1200 amino acids)
Molecular function (GO): nucleic acid binding; zinc ion binding
Source: RefSeq, a predicted model, not a curated record